AGCAAACAGAAUGCCUGUGACAGCGACUACCGUGACGCUCAAUGAUGGAUACCAGAUGCCCGUUCUGGGCCUUGGCACCUACUGGCUCCGUGGAAAAAGCUGCGUCGAAGCAGUGAAGACGGCCAUCGACGCUGGAUACCGACACUUUGAUACUGCCUUUCUCUAUCAUAACGAAGCAGAAGUUGGGCAGGCUAUUAGGGACAAAAUCUAUGAUGGCACAAUAAAGCGAGAGGACGUUUUCGUGACCACUAAGCUAUGGCAUGGAUCGCACGAGCCGUCGCAAGUCCGCAAAGCGUUCGACACUUCCUUGGCCAACCUUCAGCUCGAUUACGUGGACCUCUAUUUGAUGCAUUCUCCGAUAGGCGGUACCCUGGGUGCACAGGGUGAAACCAUCCUGAACGAAGUGGAUUAUCUGGAUACUUGGCGGGCGAUGGAGAAACUACUUACAACAGGACGCGUCCGCAGCCUCGGUGUGUCCAACUUCAACAGCGAACAGCUUACGCGGGUCAUCGAAAAUGGUACUACCAAACCGGUCACCAAUCAAGUCGAGUGCCAUGUUCGCCUGAAUCAGAAGCGGCUUAUUAAGUUCUGCAAGGAUCGCGACAUCGUCAUUACGGCUUACAGUCCCUUAGUCCGACCGGGAGCUGGCCUGGCGCCUUCCGGUGCUGACUCGCUCACUCCCAAGCACCCGUUCGAUGAUACUCGGGUGAUAACGAUCGCCAAUCAUUACCGCAAAACGCCGGCACAGGUGCUAUUGCGCUAUUUGAUCGAUAUCGGCACGGUUCCGAUUCCAAAAUCCGGUAAUCCCGAAAGGAUUCGACAAAAUUUGGAUAUUUUCGAUUUCGCUCUCACUCCGGAAGAGGUGCUAACGCUAGAUGGAUUGCAAACGGGCGAACGGUUGGAGAAGUGGGAUCCGGCCGCUGCCCAUCCUUUUUAUCCGUUUAACGCAGAGUUUUAAGGGGGCUUAAAGAUGGCUCUGAAAUGAUACUCGUAAAUUAAAUGCAGAAUUUGCGGAAGUAAAAAUCACCUUCGUCGUCGAUUGCUUUGAUUGAUAAGGAUGGAUGACUUUGCGAUAUGGACCAUUCCAACCGUUUGGAGUACAUAACUUGUCUGCUUGGGUUUUAUUGCGCCCCAUUGUGCAAUUCACGAUUGUAUUUGAUAAAAAGAAAAAUCGUUGGUGUUGUUUUUGAAGAAUAAAUUUGACUUGCAUA
This is a messenger RNA of Anopheles bellator, 1211 nucleotides long. RefSeq names its product prostaglandin F synthase 1-like. NCBI's taxonomy places the organism in Eukaryota, Metazoa, Arthropoda, Insecta, Diptera, Culicidae. Gene Ontology annotation, molecular function: aldose reductase (NADPH) activity. The record is from RefSeq and is a predicted model, not a curated record. The transcript is spliced from 3 exons. Gene Ontology annotation, cellular component: cytosol. Bases 11 to 958 code for a protein of 315 amino acids.